GCGCAAUGGUCAAACUAACCAGAAUUAUUUACAUUUACCUUUUCCAAAAGAAAAGUUUCGUGGGGGUAUAAAUGUCAUUAAACGUUCCAUCUUGCCUCUCCUCACUCACUCUUCCUCUCCUCUCCUUAUCUCAUUCAAUCUCUCUCCCAUCACAUGAUGAGGCGGAGGCCCAACCACAAGCUAUACUAAUAAUCCCGCCAACCACUACCACCAUGCCGCCCAAUCUCCGACUCCUAACCACCGCCAUCGCCACCGUUCUCUUCCUGCUCCUCCCCCUUCAGUCCGCCGCCAACCACCCUCAAAUAUUCCAUGAGGCGCCUGCAUUCCGCAACGGCAAUUCCUGUCCACCGCCUCAUGACAACUCCACCAAUGUCCACAUCGCCAUGACACUCGACUACUCCUCCCCCUACCUCCGCGGCUCCAUCGCUGCUGUCCUCUCCGUUCUCCAACACUCCACUUGUCCGGAAAACACCGUCUUCCACUUCCUCGCUGACCCCCACCACCACCCCCACCUACGUAAAACCAUCAUCUCCACCUUCCCCUAUCUUCGUUUCCACCUCUACACCUUCAAUCCCGCCACCGUCAACCACCUCAUCUCCUCCUCCAUUCGCCGCGCCCUCGACCAGCCACUCAACUACGCCCGCAUCUACCUCGCCGACCUCCUCCCCACCACCGUCACCCGCAUUAUAUACCUCGACUCCGAUCUCAUUGUCGUCGACGACAUUGCAAAACUCUGGAAAAUCAACCUCAAUUCUCACGUCCUCGGGGCGCCGGAAUACUGCCACGCCAACUUCAGCCAUUACUUCACCUCCAAAUUCUGGUCAAACCCAUUCUUCUCCGCCACUUUUAGAAACCGGAAACCCUGUUAUUUCAACACCGGAGUAAUGGUGAUUGAUCUAACCAAGUGGCGGAGCCAGGGGUUCACGCAGAAACUCGAGCACUGGAUGAAAAUUCAGAAAAGAUACAGAAUUUACGAACUGGGUUCUUUGCCGCCGUUUUUGCUGGUCUUCGCCGGGAAUGUUGAAGGGGUGGAGCACCGGUGGAACCAACACGGCCUCGGAGGAGAUAAUCUUGAAGGGCUGUGUAGAGAUCUGCACCCAGGUCCAGUGAGCUUGUUGCACUGGAGUGGGAAAGGGAAGCCAUGGUUAAGACUUGAUGCUAAGAAGGCUUGUACAUUGGAUAACCUAUGGGCGCCCUACGAUUUGUUCAGGCACGAGUCUCUAUUUUCCGACAGUUGACGUCGAGCGCAGAGGAUCACUGCCCACCGGUGAUGAAUAAUUGGGGUGUGAGUUGGAGACAGUGGGGAGUGAGGUGAAAGGACGGUUGAGGACAAAAGUAGGAGGAAUAUGGUGACGUGUGAGUGAGGGCAACUUGGGAAUGAGUGAAUUUUGAGUUAGACGUGGGUAAUAAAAUUAUAAAAAUACUUUUUAAUCUUUCUUGGAAGAUGGGCAGAGAGGAAUUUUAACAGUGCGGCGGCGGAAGGCGGCUCAGCCGUGGGAGUGGCGGUGGGUAAUCAGUUGUGGAAUAAAAUCUAGUGGUUGGAUAUGUUAAGAUUCGGGAUGUUGCUGUCAAGGGGUUGUCGUGGCAUUGAUGGAGUGGUGGUACAUAAAUAUACUAGAGCGUGUUGGAGGAAACGUGUUUGUACGUUUGUGACUCUUUUGACCCUACUUUUCUUUGUGGUUCAUUCUUUUAGUGAUCAAAACUCAUAAUAAUUGGUUUUGUUGAUGUUUGUAAUUUUGUCCAUAUUCUUUCUCCACCAUAAAGUUUUAUAAUCUCACGUGAAUUUUGUAAGUAUCCUCCUAGUUUUUCU
Molecule: messenger RNA, 1810 nt
Organism: Sesamum indicum (sesame)
Lineage: Eukaryota; Viridiplantae; Streptophyta; Magnoliopsida; Lamiales; Pedaliaceae
Product: putative galacturonosyltransferase-like 3
Cellular component (GO): Golgi apparatus
Molecular function (GO): glycosyltransferase activity
Source: RefSeq, a predicted model, not a curated record